Girardinichthys multiradiatus is the source of this 4817-nucleotide messenger RNA. RefSeq names its product inversin (gene invs). NCBI's taxonomy places the organism in Eukaryota, Metazoa, Chordata, Actinopteri, Cyprinodontiformes, Goodeidae. Gene Ontology annotation, molecular function: protein binding. The record is from RefSeq and is a predicted model, not a curated record. The coding region runs from base 227 to 3067 and encodes 946 amino acids. The transcript is spliced from 19 exons.
CAGGGGCGAUCCAACGGGACGCCUGGGAGGAAAACUUUCUGAAGAGUUUUUUCUGCGAGAAAAGGGAUUCUGUAGGUGGGUUAGUCUCAGCGUGAGUGAGCAUUUUUCUUUGCUCUGCCAGGAGCCAGGAUCAGGCCAGGUAGGGAACCUGGAUGUGACUUCACACCCACUGAGGAUGCUCUGAACUGGGAAGAAUCUUCCAAAGUGUCCCCCUUUCAACAAAGAUAUGGCCUCAGCGACGUCCAGCCCAGGAUCAGCUUCCCCCAACUCGCAGGUUCACGCGGCAGCUGUCAAUGGAGAUAGAAGCGCCCUCGUCAAACUCAUAACAGCGGAGCCCCAGUUGAGGGACCAUGAGGACCAGUUUGGGCGCAACCCUUUGAUGUACUGUGUGCUGGCCGACCGGCUGGACUGCGCCGAGGUUCUGCUGAAGGCUGGAGCCUCGGUCAACAAGACGGACCACAGCCAGAGGAGCGCUCUGCACCUGGCAGCACAGAAGGGCAAUCUGCGUUUCCUGAAGUUGCUCCUGUCCAGGCGGGCCAACUGUCUGCAGAAGGAUUUGGAGGGAAUGACCCCUCUCCACCUGGCGACUCGACACCCAUCUCCCAAAGCCCUCGCCCUGCUGCUGAAACACAUUGGGCCUGGAGAGGUGGACACACAGGAUAAAAAUAAGCAAACUGCUCUUCACUGGUCAGCAUUUUAUAACCGACCGGAGCACGUCCGCCUUCUCAUAAAACACGAUUCCAACAUUGGCAUCCCGGACAGCGAGGGCAAGAUUCCUCUGCACUGGGCUGCACACAGUCAGGAGGCCAGUGCCACUCAAACUGUCCGCUGCAUACUGGAAGCAGCACCCACAGAGUCCCUCUUGAACUGGCAGGACUAUGAGGGUCGGACGCCUUUGCACUUUGCUGUUGCCGACGGUAACGAGGCAGUGGUUGAGGUGUUAACAUCUUAUGAGGGUUGCAAUGUCACAGCUUAUGAUAACCUCUUCAGAACGCCACUGCACUGGGCAGCACUGCUGGGACAUGCAAAAAUUGUCCAUCUGCUGCUAGAGAGAAACACAUCAGGGACAAUUCCUUCAGACAGCCAAGGAGCGACACCGCUGCAUUAUGGUGCUCAGAGCAACAACGCUGAAACCGUCGGUGUGUUUCUGUCUCACCCAUCUGUGAAAGAUGAACCAGACCUGGAGGGACGGACGAGCUUCAUGUGGGCCGCCGGGAAGGGCAGCGAUGAUGUUAUCCGCACUAUGCUCACUCUUGCCCCUCAGAUCGAUAUCAACAUGGCCGAUAAGUACGGCGGCACCGCGCUCCAUGCGGCCUCCCUGUCUGGCCAUGUGAGCACGGUGAAGCUGCUGCUGGAGAAAGGAGCGACAGUCGACUUUCUGGAUGUCAUGAAGCACACGCCGCUGUUUCGUGCCUGUGAGAUGGGAUACAGAGAUGUCAUUCUCACGCUCAUUAAAGGUUCUGCUUGUGUUGACCUGGUCGAUGUGGACGGUCAUACUGCUCUCCACUGGGCAGCUCUGGGGGGGAACGCUGAGGUCUGCCAGAUAUUGAUGGAGAGCGGAAUCAGUCCCAAUGUGCAGGAUCACGCAGGACGAACUCCGUUACAGUGUGCUGCAUAUGGUGGUUACAUCACAUGCAUGGCUGUUCUCAUGGAGAACAAUGCUGACCCAAAUAUACAGGACAAGGAGGGGCGGACUGCGCUUCACUGGUCUUGCAACAACGGGUAUCUGGAUGCUGUGAAACUGCUCCUGGGCUACAACGCCUUCCCCAACCAAAUGGAGCACACCGAGGAGAGAUAUACCCCUCUGGACUAUGCUUUACUGGGGGGGCACAGUGAGGUGACCCAGUUUAUGCUGGAGCACGGUGCUCUGUCUAUAGCAGCCAUCCAGGACAUUGCUGCUGCCACCAUCCAGGCCGUCUACAAGGGCUACACCGUUCGUAAGGCCUUCAGGGAGAGGAAGCAGCUCCUCAUGCGGCACGAGCAACUGCGCAAGGAUGCAGCCAAAAAAAGAGAAGAAGAGCAGCGGAGGAGAGGAGCGGCGCGGCAAGCUUCAGAGGACGGUGCAGACAAACGAAUUACUUCACUAUUGAGAGCAGAGCAGGAGGAGCUCUCCUUAAUGAACACCAUGGAAGACCUAACAAUGAAUGAUUCAUCUGUGGAGACAAAGAAACACACAAAGAUCAAAAACGGGAGGCAUAAAGCCCAGAGGAGCAGGUUCUCCAGAAGUAUUGUAGCUGAACGUCAUGAAGCUCCUGAAGCUUUAAGUCGCAGCUCUCUCCUGAGUGACCAUGCAUUACCUGAAGCUUCGCACCACACCAGGCUGAAGAAACUUCUCGUUCCUGCUGGCUCCAGAGAACUCCCCAGUCUAAAACGCACACCCCCCACAGCGCCCAAAGCCGGGGAACGGUCAGUUGCAUAUGCUGCUUCCAAAGCUGUCUCCUCUGCAGACCAAACAGAGGCAAGGAAGAAAGACCCUCACAUGCAAAUGCACUCUUCACGCAAGCUCAGAAACCACAAGGAGCUGACCUCAGAGGCCGCUUUCAGAGACCAACCUCACCCUCCAUCACUACAAAACAGCUCAUCUUCAGAUCGCAAAAGGCCUCAGAGAAAAACGCGGCCAGGCAUCAUGUCAACCAGCACGGAGAGGGAACAUGUGAAGGAGCACGUGAGGAGGAGCGAGGCCGCACGUAUCAUACAGCGAGCGUGGCAGAGGUUCGGUUCACGCAGGCGGAGGGAGGUGAGGGCCUGUGAAGAAGCCGAGCCCAGGAAGUUGGACUGCACCCACCGAAAGAAAAGAAUGGAAAACAGAGCUGCGCUUGGUAGACCUGCUUCGAGUAAAAGCUCUGUGCUGCAGAGCAUCUAUGGCAACUCUAUGUUGCGGCGAGGAUGCUCAUUUCAGGGCUCUCAGCCACACCUCCUGCUGGAUGUUCCGCUACGCACCCAGAGUCAGUUGGGCGGUUUAGACUUUGUGCACCUAACUGAUGCUUUGAGUCAAGCCAAGCUGCACUCCUACCACCUGAGACCACAGAGUGCAGGACAGGGGACGAGAGGCCGCGGGAAACACUGAACUUUGUGUAUACCUACAGUGCUACUCAAAAACACAAAUUUUAAUGUAUUUUAUUCUGGUUUUAUGCAAUAGACUAUGACUUCAAGUUGUAUAGUUUUAAGCUUUUCCCUUUCAGGGGUUGCCUCAGCAUAUCCGUCUCCAUCUAACCCUAUCUUCUUCUCUUACACCAACUACCUACAUGUAAUCUUUUACUCCCAUCCAUAAAUCUCCAUGGGCUUCCUCUACGGCUCCUGCUUGGCGGGUCCUAUCGAUGUGCUCACCAUCCCUGCUCUUUACAUAAACUACCACUUAAUGUGCAUUAUUGUGAAGAAACAAUCUAAAAAGAUGUGGCAUACAUUCAGUAUUCAAGUUAUUUGGGGCAUAUCUAAAGACUGAAAUAUUUGCACAUUAUUCUUUGCAAAAUAGUUUAAACUCAUGCAUAUUGUAAGGGGAGUGGCUGUAAAACAGCUUUCAAGAUGUUGCAACAGAUUCACAAUUUAGAUUAGUACUAAACUUUGACUGAAACAUUAAUAUGCUUUGGUAUAAACCAGCUCCAGCUGUAUGUUUAGUGUUGUUGUCCUGCUGGAAGGUGAACCUCUGCCCCAGUCUUAACAGCUUCUGACUUUUCUGCAAAGAUUGCCCUCUUUUUAGCUCAAUCCAUCUUCCCAUCAAAUGUGACCAGCUUCUCUGUUCCUGCUAGAAAAAAGCCCCCCUGCAUGAUACUACUACCGUAUUUCAGUGGGGAUGACGUGUUCAGGAUAAUCCGCAGUGUUAGUUUUCCUUCACAAAUAAUGUUUUACAUUUGGGCCAACAAGUUUUAAUGUUGGCCUCGUUCUUCCAUAUGUAGGCGGUGUCAUUUACAUGACUUGUGGCAAAGUGCAAGCAGAACUUCUGGCCACUCUUCCAUAAAAUUGGUGCUGUUGAGUCUCCUUCCUGAGGUGUUGAUAUCUGUUGCUCCUCUAAAGUUACCAUGGCCCUCUGGACUGUAAGUUUAGGUCUUGCCCUCAUUAGGUUUGAAGUUGUGCAAUAUUUUUGGAUGAUGACUUGAACAAUCUGCGGGAUGUUCAAACUCCUACAAAACUAUCUCUGAACUAGCUAAGGAGAGAAUGAAUACAUAUGCACCUCACGCUUCUUAGAUUAUAUGUAAAACAAAUCCACUACUUUUUGUUGGUCCAUCACCUAGAAUCCCAAUAGAAAACAUCAUAGUUUGUGGCUGUAAGCUGACGAAAUGUGAAAGACUUCAAGGGUUAUGAAUAUUUCUGCAAGGCGGUGUAUAGAAAUUGUUUUCUCAGCUGCCUGGCACUGUUACAGACUUUACUCCACACAAUCUUGGCUCAAUGUGCCGAGCUUUCUAAAAUUAAGCCAUGUGACAUCAGAGCCGUGACCUCACAGGGUGGGGUUAAGUCUACAGAAAUGGCAUGUGUAAAAGAUAACCUUUCAUCCAUUGUGGAAGGAGUGCAUACACAUUAACCCCCCGUUCUCGAUUGCUGUCGCAUACACACACACACUGAGAUAACCUUUCCUCCUUCUACGGAGAAUGAGGCAGUCCAUCAACAGCCGGUCAUACAGAUAGCCCACCUGCAGCUGUCGACGCACACACACACACACACAAACCCAACACAUCAGCCUGCUCUUCAAACGCUUUCCCUUUCCGGAGAAACAUGCAUGUCUGAAUUAGGCCUUAAUUAUCAGUAUUGUGCAUUUUAUAGAUAUGUAACUGUAUGUAAAAAAAAAAAAAAAAGAUCAAUUAAAAAGCAGAGGUUCAUUUUGA